AGUUCCCAGAAGUCCUCUGGAGAAGUGCUUCCUCUUCUAACUUGCAGGACCACAAUUCCUACAGAGUUCAGCUUCACGGAGUUUCUCCCUUUACGGGACCUCUUCUGGCGCUGGCUUGGCUUCAGCGAGUCAGUAGGCUCACGACGACGACGUGACCCGUCGUGAUCGGGCACAGGAUCUCCUCAGCUGCCCCUUUCCCCUCGCCUUUCAGUUAUUCCCUUUGCAGGCCGUCGCCACCGGCCUGAGCGGUGACCUGGCGGGCUGCGCCUGCGCUCUGCUCCGUUUCCUGCCUGGCUGGUGGCGGCGGCCAUUUUGUUCAUCCUCCUCCUCCUCCUGCUCCUCCUGGUAGGAGCUCGGUGUCCGGAGCGGGCUGGGGGAAGAGAACCCAAGAACAGGGUUCGGUGCCUUUUCCUCUGUCCCCAGCCGGCGCCCGGAGCCCCCCUCCCCUUCCUCCCCGCCCCCUCCCCUCCCCAGCCCUGCCCUCCCCCCUGUCCCGGGAUCGCUCCGUCGCACCCACCAUGAUGGAAGACGACGGGCAGCCCAGGACUCUAUACGUAGGUAACCUCUCCAGAGACGUGACAGAAGUCCUCAUCCUUCAGCUAUUUAGUCAGAUUGGACCCUGUAAAAGCUGUAAAAUGAUAACAGAGCAUACAAGCAAUGACCCAUAUUGCUUUGUGGAAUUUUAUGAACACAGAGAUGCAGCUGCUGCAUUAGCUGCUAUGAAUGGGAGAAAAAUUUUGGGAAAGGAGGUCAAAGUAAACUGGGCAACAACACCAAGUAGCCAGAAAAAAGAUACUUCCAAUCACUUCCAUGUGUUUGUUGGGGACUUGAGUCCAGAAAUUACAACAGAAGAUAUCAAAUCAGCAUUUGCCCCUUUUGGUAAAAUAUCGGAUGCCCGGGUAGUUAAAGACAUGGCAACCGGAAAAUCCAAAGGCUAUGGUUUUGUAUCUUUUUAUAACAAACUGGAUGCAGAAAAUGCGAUUGUGCAUAUGGGAGGUCAGUGGUUGGGUGGUCGUCAAAUCAGAACCAAUUGGGCCACGCGUAAACCACCUGCACCAAAAAGUACACAAGAAAACAACACUAAGCAGUUGAGAUUUGAAGAUGUCGUAAACCAGUCAAGUCCAAAAAAUUGUACAGUCUACUGUGGAGGAAUUGCUUCCGGGUUAACAGAUCAGCUUAUGAGACAGACAUUCUCACCUUUUGGACAAAUUAUGGAAAUAAGAGUUUUUCCAGAGAAGGGCUAUUCAUUUGUCAGGUUUUCAACCCACGAAAGUGCAGCCCAUGCCAUUGUUUCUGUGAAUGGUACUACGAUUGAAGGACAUGUUGUUAAAUGCUAUUGGGGUAAAGAGUCUCCUGAUAUGACUAAAAACUUCCAACAGGUUGACUACAGCCAGUGGGGCCCGUGGAGCCAGGUUUAUGGAAACCCACAGCAGUAUGGACAGUAUAUGGCAAAUGGGUGGCAAGUGCCACCUUAUGGAGUCUAUGGACAGCCAUGGAGUCAGCAAGGAUUCGGAGUAGAUCAAUCACCUUCUGCUGCUUGGAUGGGUGGAUUUGGUGCUCAGCCUCCCCAAGGACAAGCUCCUCCCCCUGUAAUACCUCCUCCUAACCAAGCUGGAUAUGGUAUGGCAAGUUACCAAACACAGUGAGCCCGGACUCUAAGCGGAAUGUAAUUGACGAUAGGCUUUGGUUUCCUGUGACACUGAAGGCAUGGAAGUAGACAUCGGAGAAAUGAGAAUAUUUAUUUUAAACAUUGAAAUGUUUGGAACCUUUAGCACAGCUUUGCUUUGGGGAAGGACACAUGUCUUCUAGUUCUGCCUUUUUAAGUUUUUGUUCAUGAUGGAUAUGAACAUGAUUUUUCUUUGUGUACAAAA
Molecule: messenger RNA, 1871 nt
Organism: Chrysochloris asiatica (Cape golden mole)
Lineage: Eukaryota; Metazoa; Chordata; Mammalia; Afrosoricida; Chrysochloridae
Gene: TIAL1
Product: TIA1 cytotoxic granule-associated RNA binding protein-like 1
Exons: 12
Coding region: 519-1646 (375 amino acids)
Cellular component (GO): cytosol
Molecular function (GO): DNA binding; mRNA binding
Source: RefSeq, a predicted model, not a curated record